CUCCGAGCCUCGCGUCCCUGCCGCCCGCCCGCCCGCCCGCCCCUCACAAGCGCCGCGGCUCGCAAGCGGCGAUGGCUACAGGCUCCUGUGCCAGCAUAUCGGCUUUGUCGCUAGCGUUACUCGCCUUGUGCGCGCUCAAGGACCAGGUGUCCGCGUCGGGAGUCUUCGAGCUGCAGCUGCACGAGUUCAGCAACGCGGGGGGAGAGGAGGAGGCGCCGCGCGGUGCGCCUCGCCGCUGCUGCGAGCGCGCCGCGUCGGACGCCUGCGAGUGCCGCACCUUCUUCCGCGUGUGCCUCAAGCACUACCAGGCCAGCGUCUCCCCCGAGCAGCCGUGCACAUACGGGGAGCUCACCACGCCCGUGCUCGGAUCCAACUCGUUCCGCGUGGAGGAGACCCGAGGAUUCGCGAACCCCAUCCGCCUGCCCUUCCCCUUCAAGUGGCCUGGCACGUUCUCGCUCAUCAUCGAAGCCUGGCACACCAACUCCACGGAGCGCCUCACCACUGACGACCCCGGCCGCCUGCUGAGCCGCCUUGCCACGCAGCGCCACCUGUACGCGGGUGAGGCGUGGGCCCAGGACGUGCACACGAGCAGCCGCACGGAGCUCAAGUACGCGUACCGCGUGCUCUGCGACGAGCACUACUUCGGCGACAGCUGCUCCACCUUCUGCCGCCCGCGGCGCGACAACUUCGGGCACUACGCGUGCGACGAGGCGGGCAGGCGCGUGUGCCUGCCCGGCUGGCGCGGCAACUACUGCACGGACCCGAUCUGCUUGGCUGGGUGCAGCCCACAGCAUGGACAAUGCGAUCAGCCCGGAGAGUGCAAGUGUCACGUGGGCUGGCAGGGCCGCCACUGCGACGAGUGCAUCCGCCACCCGGGCUGUGUGCACGGUUCCUGUCACCAGCCGUGGAAGUGCAACUGCCAGGAGGGCUGGGGCGGCCUCUUCUGCGACCAAGACCUCAACUACUGCACCAACCACCGGCCGUGCCAGAACGGUGCCACGUGCACCAACACGGGCCAGGGCAGCUACACGUGCGCGUGCCGCCCGGGCUUCACGGGGCCCACGUGCGACACCGAGAUCAACGAGUGCGACAGCAGUCCCUGCCGUCACGGAGGCAGCUGCAUGGACUUGGAGAACGGCUACGCUUGCUCGUGCCCGCCGGGCUUCUCGGGCAAGAACUGCGAGCGCGGCGCCAUGACGUGCGCCGACCAGCCCUGCUUCCGCGGCGGGAGCUGCGUGAGCGCCCCGGGCGGCAGCUACGCUUGCGUCUGCCCCCCCGGCUACACUGGCCUCAACUGCGAGAAGAAGGUCGACCGCUGCAGCAGCGGAGGCAACACCUGCGCCAACGGUGGACAGUGUGUGCCCUCCGGAAACUCGGUGCGCUGCAUCUGCCGCCCCGGCUUCUCGGGCACGCGCUGCGAGAUCGCCGCCACGCAGUGCGCCGCCCGACCCUGCGCCAACGGCGGCACCUGCCAGGACACGGCGAGGGGCUCCGUCUGCAUCUGCCCGCCAGGAUUCGGGGGCCGGGAUUGCUCCCAACCAGCGGCGGACCCCUGCGCCGCACGGCCCUGCUGGAACGGCGCCACCUGCCGCGCCGCCCCGGCGGGUGCGGGUGGUGCCUACCGGUGCACCUGCGUGCCGGGCUACUGGGGGCAGCAGUGCCAGUUCCACCACGAGAUGGAUGAGGGCGACCUGGCCUACACGGCGGAGAUGCCGCCGGAGGAGACGAACGUGGCGAGGCGCGACGGCUACCUGUGGCUGGCCGCGUCGGCGGGCCUGGGCCUCGUGGUGCUGGCGCUGGGCCUGGGCGCCAUGGCGAUGGCGUACGUGCGCGUCACGGCGCACGCGACCACGCGGCGCGUGUCGAGCCGGCGCGGGGGCGGCGGCGGAGGAGCCGGAGAAUCGGAGGCCGUGAAGAACAACAACGCCUGCGAGUACCAGCGUGCCGAGCUGCCCUCGGAGCCCAACCUGCAGCUCAAGAACACUAACAAGGCCGCGGCGCUGGGGAGCGAGGCGUCCGCGGGGCAGAAGUCUAACCACUGGCUCAAGCUGCCCGACUGUAACCUGGCCGGCGCCCGCGGGGACUGCAAGUACCCGCUGGGCGAGGAGAAGAGCGCCCUCACCCAGAACAGUGAAAAGUCCGACCGUCACAUACCGGCCAUGCCGUACACGCAUCACCCCGAGGGGCUGUAUCACCACACUAUCUACCUGAUACCGGACAGCGCCGACAAAAGAGUUCUCGCCACAGAGGUAUGACACUGCAGGCAGGCGUCUUCUGUGGGCCCACGGAGCUUCGGCGAGGAUGGGCGUUGUUUACAAGGGACGUGGGGCGGUGGACCAGUGCUGCUAGUGUGCGGAUGCCUCACGUGUGGGCAAAUCUCGAUUUGGAAGAAAGCCGAGCACUUUUUUUUUUUUGGAAGACUUCACACUGUGACAUGCGGACGUGGUACAAGCACUGUGGGGCACCACGUGGACUCGGGAUCCGUCGGGGCCGAGGGCCCUCGGCGAGCCCAACGCGUGUACAUUACGGAGCGCCGGUGACGGCGGCGGCGCGAGCUCGUCGCAGACGUCAACGCGGAAUUACAGAAGAAUGUGCGCAGAGCUUGGAGCGUAUGACUGCGGAUCUCUUAGCGGCCUCUCACACUGAUUGCACUACUCUCUAUUAUGGAGUCUCUACUAGCGAACUUUAGUGCGGCUGGCCUCACGCAGGCCAGGCCCGAUGCCUUCUCGUCUCUGAUCCUGUCACUUGGUAUUACUUGCUGCAAAUGAAUGUCCUGCUUGUAUAAGUGUUAUUGUUGUGUAUACUGGCUGGCCUCUCCCUAUGCUUCAUAACUUUUGUAUUUUUCUCAUUUACUAUUUGUACCGUAAGAAGAAAAUAUUUUUUUAAUUUUUAGUCCCACUAAAUUAUUUAAUUUUUUAUAUGCGUAUAAUGUAAGGUAUGUGCGGGAAGAUUAUUUAGUUUUGUAUAUACUGUAAAGUUUAUUUAUAAAGUGAGAUUGUGAAGACCAUAAUAUAUUUGUUUUUUUGUACCACAUUCCGAAUUGUUUCAAAAGAACCGUAUUUUUUCAAAAUAAAUUCGUGCUUCCU
This is a messenger RNA of Lethenteron reissneri (Far Eastern brook lamprey), 3086 nucleotides long. Its product is annotated as delta-like protein 1. Gene Ontology annotation, molecular function: calcium ion binding. Gene Ontology annotation, cellular component: membrane. The record is from RefSeq and is a predicted model, not a curated record. Gene Ontology annotation, biological process: Notch signaling pathway; cell communication; multicellular organism development. Lineage: Eukaryota; Metazoa; Chordata; Hyperoartia; Petromyzontiformes; Petromyzontidae.